ACUCUACUCUAGCUCACUGUACACCCCUCCCCUUGCUUCGUAGUGUUAGUGUCCCCGAUUCCACACCACCUUGCAAAUCAAUGGCCUGCCACACCGUCCUCCUCCCACUUCUUCUCUUCCUCCCUUUCCUCUUGGCAAUGGCAGCAACGGCAGCGGCGGACACCGCCCCUACUCCUAGCCCAAGCCCACCACCACCGGAGCUCAACCUGACGAGCAUCCUGGAAAACGGCGGGCAGUACACGACGCUGCUCCGCCUGCUGAAUGCCACCCGGAUAACCGAGCAGAUCACCAGCCAGCUCAAGAACUCGUACGACGGGCUCACCUUCUUCGCGCCCAACGACAACGCCUUCACCAAGCUCAAGCCCGGCACGCUCAACUCCCUCACCGACCAGGAGCAGAUCCAGCUGCUGCUCUACCACGUCCUGCCCCGCUACUACAGCCUGGCCACGUUCCAGACGGCCAGCAACCCGCUGCACACCGAGGCGUCGGGCCCCGGCGGCAUGUACAGCGUCAACGUGAGCACCAGCACGACGAGCCCGCUGGUGAACGUCUCCACGGGCGUCGUCGACGUGCCCAUCAGCAGCACGCUGUUCGCCCAUUUCCCGUUCGCCGUGUACUCCGUCGACGACGUGCUGCAGCCCCCGCAGAUGUUCGGCGGUUCCCACAAGCAGGCUUCUGCGCCGGCGCCGGCAGGACAGGCGGCGGCGGGGCGGCAGAAGGGUGGUGUCCCUAAGAGCGAUGUGGCAGCGGAGCCAUCGGAAGCGGUGGAAGAGCAGCCAGACGGCAGCACGAACGCCGCCGCGGCUGGUGGUAGAGGGACCGCGGUGUGGAUGACGACGGCCAUUGUUUUGGGUGGCAUGGCCUUUCUCAAUUUACGACUUAGCGCGUGAGCAUGCAAUUGUUUUGGACCUUGUUUGGCAUCUCAGAUUUCUCUUGUGGUUUUUCCUACGACACGGUUAUACUAAUUAAUAAUGUAAUCCUGCAUUUAUGAUGAUGAUGAUACGAUGAUUCACUUGUGUACUUUUGAUCACAAAAACCAUUACUGGAUA
Molecule: messenger RNA, 1049 nt
Organism: Sorghum bicolor (sorghum)
Lineage: Eukaryota; Viridiplantae; Streptophyta; Magnoliopsida; Poales; Poaceae
Product: fasciclin-like arabinogalactan protein 6
Exons: 1
Coding region: 81-890 (269 amino acids)
Source: RefSeq, a predicted model, not a curated record